Molecule: messenger RNA, 3111 nt
Organism: Salarias fasciatus (jewelled blenny)
Lineage: Eukaryota; Metazoa; Chordata; Actinopteri; Blenniiformes; Blenniidae
Gene: ctif
Product: CBP80/20-dependent translation initiation factor
Exons: 14
Coding region: 233-2371 (712 amino acids)
Biological process (GO): regulation of translational initiation
Cellular component (GO): cytosol
Molecular function (GO): translation activator activity; protein binding; RNA binding
Source: RefSeq, a predicted model, not a curated record
GUCACAUUCCUGCAUUCCCUUUUUGCACAGAGUGGGACGUCGGAGUUGCCACCGGACAACCUAAUCCUCUUUCCCCCUUUUUCCUUUCAAGAAACGCAUCCAUGACAGGGCGGAUUUGAUCUGAGAGGGAGAUCCCGGGUUCUCCAGGAGUCACAGUCUCUCUUCAGGUCACUUCCCUCCCUCCCCUCCCUCCCCCUCCUCCCCUCCCGCACACUCGGCGCCGCCGGUUGCCAUGGAGAACUCUUCGGUGGCGUCCGCAUCGUCGGAGGCAGGAAGCACGCGGUCUCAGGAGAUAGAGGAGCUGGAGCGCUUCAUCGACAGCUAUGUGCUGGAGUACCAGGUGCAGGGGCUUCUGGGAGACAAGGCAGACAGAGACCUGGACCUGGAUAACGGUGGAAAGUUGUCUCAGUGGACUAAUGACUGCAACGACAAGCUGGACGGUAGCUGGACAUCAUCACGAGGAAGAGGCUCAUCUAAACCAGACGAGUGGGAGCACAGCAGUAAUGGCAGCACAGGUUCCAGGCCCAGUUCAGGAUCCAGACCUGGAUCUGGUUCACGCUCUGGCAGCAGAGGUCGAAACAACCAGUUCAAAGGUCCAGCCAAGAACGGGAACAGAGACGGCUCUUUUGACAUCCUGGGGACAGAUAUCUGGGCUGCUAACACAAUGGACUCACAUGGAGGUGCAGGUUGGGAUGUGCAGCCAGAGAAGUUGGAUUUUAGUCAUUUCCACAGGAAACACUUAAGAGGAACGCCAAAGCACCUACCACACAUCGACAGAGAGGGGAUGAAUAAAAAUGCAUUUGAUGAAGAUGAUGGGAUCGAUAUGAAUGACAUUGAAAGGUUCCUUCCCCACCUACGCUCAGUUUUCCCGCCCCUUCCUAACGAGGCAGAGAUCGCGCACACCAAAAAGCUUUUCCGACGCAGGAGGAACGACCGACGCGCACCCUCCUCUCCUGCCUGUAGAACAUUUGAUCAAUUCCUCCGAGACCAGUUAACUGUACUUCUGCCCAGUGGCCCGGUGGGGAAGCGCCAAGUCUCAGCCAGGAGACAGCAGCGGCCUCAAGGAGGAGGAGGAGGAGGAGGAGGAGGGAAGAACCAGCCCCAGCAGAGUCAACAACUGUCACCGCAGCAGCAGCAGAGAGAUCAACCCCAGCAGCAGUCUCCAAACCAACAGCAGCAGAAUCUAACAGAACCGGGGGAUAACAGGAGCAACAGCGCUGGUCGGCCGCCUCGCCAGUACCAAGGGGGACAUGGGCAGCGCCAGGGAGGACCCCCUCACCACGGUUACAGCCAGAACCGGCGUUGGCACCACAAUCAGAAAGGUCAGGGCCAUGGACAGACAAACGCUCCAGGUGAUAAAGGAGUGUCCCCAAGAACAACCAAAGACAAAGAGACUGAGAAUGUAAAACUGGGCGAGGAGCAGAUCAGGCCGCCGCAAGACCGCGGCAGCAAGAGUCCCAGCGAAUCACCCAAAUCUGACGCAACAGCAAAGACAAAUUCCUUCCCAGAUCUGAGAGUUCAUAAGGAAUCUCCCAGCCCACCACGGAGCGGGAAGACGGGCGGGGACCAAUCGGAGCAGCCCAAAAUCAGCCUGCUGCAGUCGUCAAAGGAAAGGCUGUUGAGGAGACUAAAGGACAAGGAAGAGGCGUGCGUGGAAGACUCGGGCUCCGGCCCGCAGAACAUGGACCGGCUGGUGGACCUCCUCAACAACAUGAGGAGCAACAGCAGCGGCGUGGAGCAGCAGCUGGCCUCCUUCAUGGAGGAGGCGCAGUGCUCGGCGCGGUCCGAGGAAACCCUGGCCCAGGUGGUGGGCGCCAUCUACUCCACCGCCGUCUCCGACAGGAGCUUCGCCGCCACGGCCGCCAAACUCUGCGACAAGAUGGCGCUGUUCAUGGUGGAGGGGACCAAGUUCCGAUCGCUGCUGCUCAACAUGCUGCAGAGGGACUUUUCCCGCCGCGAGGAGCUGCAGCAGUCAGACGUGGAGCGGUGGUUGGGAUUCAUCACCUUCCUGUGCGAAGUGUUCAGCACCAUGAGGAGCAGCUCCGGGGAGCCGUUCAGGGUGCUGGUGUGUCCCAUCUACACCUGCCUACGAGAGCUGCUGGAGUCUACAGAUGUGAAGGAAGAUGCGGUCCUCUGUUGCUCAAUGGAGCUGCAGAGUGCGGGCCGCCUCCUGGAGGAGCAGCUCCCCGAGAUGAUGACGGAGCUGCUGGCGGCCGUCAGGGACAAGAUGCUCUGUCCGGCCGAAUCCCAGCUGACCCGCUCGUUGCUCAUGGAGGUCAUCGAGCUGCACGCACACCGCUGGAGCCCCCUGGAGGCCCUCACCACCCAAUAUUACAACCGCACCAUCCAAAAGCUCACCACCACUGCCUAGGUGCCAGCGCCCCCCCCUCCCUCCCUCCCGCCCCAUUAGGGACAGUGGAGAACAAGCCCCCCCCCUCCAAGUUCCCGAGGAGAGAUUUUUUUUUUUUCAUCUUUAAUUUAACUAAACACUCUCUUGCCUGAGUAGUCAAACGUUUUAUGUGGAUAUUGAGCUGAAUUCUAUAAUUAGCCCACCGCCGUGAGCCAGCAACACACAAACAGGCGUCCCUGAGCCGUGGAGGCAGCCGGACGCACACCGGAGGAAAUAAUGGCUGGUGCGUGGCCAGUAGGGGCGUGCUCAGCCACACACAGAAGUCUGGGAGCCCGGCCGGCUGUGGCUGCGCCGGAGACAAAGAAGGGGGAGAACAGACGAGAGAGGGGGUCAUGGGGGAGGGUGGGGGGAGGGCAGCUGCCUGUCCGUAGGGAAUAGAGAGAUCUGUACCCAAAGAUGAAUGGAAAAGGGGAAGGGGUGUGCGGGCGGGUGGAGGAGGUCAGGGUGGUCUGUGUCAGCCUCUUCAUUGUGUUCAUUUGCCAAACCCCCCCCCCCCCCCCCCCCCCCCCCCCCCCCCCUCCUCCUCGUCUCUCCGUCAGCCCCCGGAGUCUGUGUGGCUGAUAAAAGAGGAGGAGGAGGAGGAGGCAGGGUGAGCAGACACGGUGCUGUCUGGGCCGUCUGCCCCGCCGGGCCAAGGGACCAGGUCAAAGGGGGCCUCGCCGCCGAGCUCCCCAACUCCCACAGGCUCCCUCCCCCUCCCC